AGCCAGAGUUCUCUUAGACCGGAUGUCUUCCUUUUCUGUCGUUUUUCCUACCUAUAAGACAUAAAGAUUCUGUCUUUACUUGUACAUGGUUUUUAUGUAGCUUUUCUCUUACCUACAACGCAAUCAUUUAAACCAUAUUGGCGUUUGAGGAAAAAACAAAGCAAGUUGAAAGUGGAAGAUGGAACCCACCAGCAGUACUGCACCGACAAGGGACAGGAAUGACCUUAGGGUAGGGCCAAAUGUGGAGGAGACCUUUACUGGAAUGGAAAAAGGAGUAGAAGUUGAACAAGGUCGUGUGAAUGAAGAGGGAGAAGGAAUCGCACAAUCUGUGACAAAUGAGAAUGGGGAAGAAGAAGAGACUGAACAAUCUAUUCAUGUUGACGAUGUGGAUGAAGAAGAAACCGAACAAUCUAUUCAUGUUGAGGAAGAAGAAUGGGAAAAUUUAUCGAAGUUGAAGGCUACUGAUGUCUACAAAAUGACUUUUGGUAGUUUGCAGGAUGGUGAAGCUUUCUAUAGG
Molecule: messenger RNA, 517 nt
Organism: Linum tenue
Lineage: Eukaryota; Viridiplantae; Streptophyta; Magnoliopsida; Malpighiales; Linaceae
Source: the annotation of a GenBank genome assembly